Molecule: messenger RNA, 1417 nt
Organism: Sorex fumeus (smoky shrew)
Lineage: Eukaryota; Metazoa; Chordata; Mammalia; Eulipotyphla; Soricidae
Gene: CCDC92
Product: coiled-coil domain containing 92
Exons: 4
Coding region: 82-1029 (315 amino acids)
Cellular component (GO): centriole
Source: RefSeq, a predicted model, not a curated record
CGCCGCGCCGCCGCCCGCCGCCGCCGCCGCCGCCGCCGCCUGGAGCCGCGCGCCGCGCCCGCAGGUCAUCUGGAUGUCAGCAUGGCAGCCACGAACCUGGAGAACCAGCUGCACAGCGCACAGAAGAACCUCCUGUUCCUGCAGCGGGAGCACGCUGGCACCCUCAAGGGGCUGCAUGCAGAGAUUCGCCGGCUGCAGCAGCACUGCACAGAUCUGACCUAUGAACUGACCCUCAAAGGUUCGGAUCAGGCAGGAGUGGGGUCGUCUCGGAGCAGCGAGCUGCGGCAGCGCUGCGAGGAGCUGGAGGCACAGCUGCGCGCCAAGGAGCAGGAGAAGGAGGAGCUGGUGGCGGCGCUGGAGCAGAAGAACGCCAUGAUCGCCGUGCUGGAGAACACGGUCAAGGAGCGCGAGAAGAAGUACCUGGAGGAGCUCAAGGUGAAGAGCCACAAGCUGAGCCUGCUGACGGGCGAGCUGGAGCAGCGGGCCGGCACCGUGGCCUACCUGACCACGCAGCUGCACGCUGCCAAGAAGCAGCUGCUGGCCUCGAGCGGCGCUGCCGACGGCAGCCCGGCCCGGAGCCCCGUGCUGGCCAGCUACAAGCCGGCGCCCCCAAAAGACAAGCUGCCCGAGACGCCCCGCCGCCGCAUGAAGAAGAGCCUGUCGGCGCCGCUGCACCCCGAGUUCGAGGAGGUGUACCGGUUCGGCGCCGAGGGCCGGAAGCUGCUGCUGCGGGAGCCGGUGGAGGCCAUGCCGGACCCCACGCCCUUCCUGCUGGCGCGGGAGUCGGCCGAGGUGCACCUCAUCAAGGAGCGGCCCCUGGUCAUCCCCCCCAUCGCCUCGGACCGCGGUGCCCCUGAGCCGCACAGCCCCAGCCGCGACAAGGCGCACAAGGCACACGUGGGCGUGGCCCACCGCAUCCCGCACGCCGCGCCCCCGCAGCCCCCAGCCGAGGUGGAGACGCUGGCGGUGGACCAGGUGAACGCGGGCAAGGUGGCCAGGAAGCCCUCGGGGGCGGACAGAACGGUGUGAGGCGCCCGCCCGCGCCCGCGGCCCCGCCCGGACUCGGCCGCGCCUUUUGUACCUCCCGAGCAUGUCACUCGCCUUCCAGACCUGCCAGGACUCCUGCCCGCCCGCCUCGCGCCGCCGCCCCUGCUCAGAACAGCCCAGCGCCACGCCCAGGCCCACCCACGCAGCCCCCAGUGAGCCAGCCGCGCCUGUCCACCUUGGGCAGCCGCCGAGAGACCCUGCCCCACCACCUUCCCCGGGCGGCCGAGAAUGAGCAGCUUGUGUAUGUCAGGAACUAAAUAAGAUGAUGAUUCUCCUUCUACACCACUACCUGAUGUGUGGUCAUAGUUUGUCUUAGCUUUAGUUUUAUCCAAAAUGUUCAAGAUCCCAACAAACUUUAUUUUCUAAACCG